AUGAAGACUGCAGAGCUGGGAUUUCUCCUGGGGCUCUUCAUCUUCUUCUUGCUGACCACCCCAUUAAUGAGUGGUGUUGCUAAAAUUGCUGAAAUGAUAUGUGGAGAACUCAAAGAUCCCUGCGUUAUGGAAAAGGAUACUGGUAGCUGCUUUGAAGUUCACUUUAGAUAUUUCUACAACAAAACUGCCAGAAGAUGUCAAAGGUUUGUCUACACUGGCUGUAAUGGCAACCUUAACAACUACAAGCUUAAAAUAGAAUGUGACGUAGCCUGUGAUGAAAGAUACAAGAUAAUGUAA
Molecule: messenger RNA, 297 nt
Organism: Diceros bicornis minor
Lineage: Eukaryota; Metazoa; Chordata; Mammalia; Perissodactyla; Rhinocerotidae
Gene: SPINT4
Product: serine peptidase inhibitor, Kunitz type 4
Exons: 2
Coding region: 1-297 (98 amino acids)
Molecular function (GO): serine-type endopeptidase inhibitor activity
Source: RefSeq, a predicted model, not a curated record